This is a messenger RNA of Lotus japonicus, 1445 nucleotides long. RefSeq names its product UDP-glycosyltransferase 83A1-like. The transcript is spliced from 2 exons. The coding region runs from base 3 to 1394 and encodes 463 amino acids. NCBI's taxonomy places the organism in Eukaryota, Viridiplantae, Streptophyta, Magnoliopsida, Fabales, Fabaceae. The record is from RefSeq and is a predicted model, not a curated record. Gene Ontology annotation, molecular function: UDP-glycosyltransferase activity.
AGAUGAGCAUUCCAAGUGUGCUAGUUGUGCCAUAUCCAGCUCAAGGGCAUGUCAACGCCUUGAUGAUCUUCUCAAAAAAGAUGGUUGAGAAUGGUUGCAAUUGCAAGGUCAUUUUCUUGAACACUGACUUCAACCACAAGAGAGUGGUGAGUUCCAUGCAAGGGGACCAACAACAGCAAGGUGGAGAUGGAGAAGAACUCAUAAAGCUGGUCUCCAUCCCAGAUGGGUUGGGACCUGAGGAUGACAAAAUAGAUUUUGAGAAGCUAUAUCCUGCCCUUCUGAGUACCAUGCCUGCUAGCCUGGAGAAGCUCAUAGAGGACAUUCAUUUGAAUGGUGAAUAUAGAAUCACCUGCAUAGUUGCUGAUGUGCUCGUGGGAUGGGUGUUGGAUGUUGGGAGGAAGUUGGGGAUCAAUGGAGCUCUUUUUUGGCCUGCAUCUGCAGCUUUGUUUGCUUUGAUGUGCAAUAUUCCCAAGCUCACUCAUGAUGGGAUCAUUGACUCUGAUGGACUAUCAACCACUAAAGAAACAUUUCAAAUAUCACCAAGAAUGCCUGUGAUGGACAAAGGAGCCUUGUUUUGGUCGAAUUUCUAUGACUCAAAAAAUAUUUUAAAAAUACUAUUUAAUUACAUAAACCACUGCACAAAAAAAUUACACCAGACAGAGUGGUGGCUUUGCAACACUGCAUAUGAACUUGAACCAGGGGCAUUAUCAUUCAUUCCAAAGCUCCAACCAGUUGGCCCAUUAUUGAGUACAAGUCAUGACAACACAAAUGCAACAACAUCAAGAUCAAUGGGACAAUUCUGGAAAGAAGAUCUAUCCUGCAUGAGUUGGCUUGAUCAGCAACCUCAUCAAUCUGUAGUGUAUCUUGCUUUUGGUAGUUUCACACUUUUUGAACAAAACCAAUUCAAAGAACUAGCUCAUGGAAUUGACCUAACCAAUAGACCUUUUCUUUGGGUUGUGCGCCAAGAUAAUAACAUGGCAUACCCAAGUGAAUUUUUGGGGAGCAAAGGCAAGAUUGUUGAAUGGGCACCUCAGCAAAAAGUGCUUAAUCACCCUUCCAUAGCUUGUUUUGUUAGCCAUUGUGGUUGGAAUUCUACCAUGGAAGGUUUGUCUAAUGGGGUUCCCUUCUUGUGCUGGCCAUAUUUUGCUGACCAACUUUAUGACAAAACAUUUAUUUGUGAUGAGUUGAAGGUUGGUAUAGGAAUGGACUCGGAUGAAAAUGGUGUAGUGUCACGCUGGGAGAUAAAAAAGAAAGUGGAGCAACUGCUUAGUGAUGAGACAUUGAGAUCAAGGUCUCUGGAGCUGAAGGGGAGGUUAAUGAAGGACAUAGCUGAAGGAGGUCGAUCUUUAGAGAACCUCAGAAGGUUUGUUAAGUGGCUGGAACAUAAAGAAUGAGGAUUGGCCUUCAGUGCAUAUAUAUAUCUACUUUUGUAAUGAAUAAAUAAG